This is a messenger RNA of Drosophila obscura, 6523 nucleotides long. It is a transcript of the gene gprs, whose product is annotated as serine-enriched protein. The transcript has 11 exons. Bases 675 to 4670 code for a protein of 1331 amino acids. Gene Ontology annotation, molecular function: protein binding. NCBI's taxonomy places the organism in Eukaryota, Metazoa, Arthropoda, Insecta, Diptera, Drosophilidae. The record is from RefSeq and is a predicted model, not a curated record.
AACGGUUCAUUUCACAUAAAAAGCGCUUCCGCCGUUCAGUUCAGCUCAGCUCAGCUCUCUGUCUCGCUCUCCUGUGUGUCCGAGUGUGUGUGCGUGUGUGUUGGCAUGUUGGCCACAGAUAGAGAAAAAUUUAAUCAUUAAAUUAAAUAGCGACCGAAAUAGCGAUCCCUGCAACUGGAACAAAAGUUAGCCCUCGGGUUCAUUCCGCGACAUCAACAGCAACAGCAUUAGCAUCAGAAAUAUUUGCAGUCUGUGUGAAAGUGGCAGAUAGAGUGGGAUAGAGUGCUAGAGCGUGGCACGACGUGGUGUUGCUUUUGUUGCCUUUGUUGCCACACAUUUGUACACCCACGCACAAGAGCAGGCAGAACCACUACCACUACCACCACAGAACACACAACACACACAUACAAGCACGCUUCUGGGUGGUGAAAGUGAAAGUGACGCCCCAGCGUAGCACCCAACGGAUCCCAACGGCUCCAGUCCAGUGUUUGACUUGAGAAAAGCAGAGAAAAAAUAAUACCCGUAAUGGUUUAAUAUUUAGUAAGCAACGGAUAUGACCAAUCCGAAUCAGACACGUACGUACAUACAUACGAGUAUGUACGAGUGAAUCCACUGUCUAUCUAGCAGCGAGGGCCAGUAGACGAGACGAAUUCACAUUGCAACAGUAAACCCAAAUGCCAGAGGCGCUGAUACUGCUCGGCAUGGCUGACGCAGAGCCGGACCUAUCGACGUUCGAGAACAAAACGGGACUGGCCGAGGACAUGAAGUUCCUCGCCUCCAUGCCGGAGCUGUGUGAUGUAACCUUCCUGGUGGGCGACACCCGAGAGCCCGUCUGUGCCGUUAAGGCCGUGCUGGCAUCCCGUUCCCGUGUCUUUGCGAAAAUGCUUUAUGCGGCGCCAUCGCCGCAGCGUAAGCGGGAGACCUCCACGAAGGAGAACAAGCUGCGCCUCUUCCUCAAGCGUUCCUCGGAGCCGCUGUUGAAUCUGCAGAAUGCCGCACAACAGAGAACCGGUUUCACCCAACAAUUAGCUCCGAUAACCGAGCCCACAGGUCAGCAGCACCAGACGCUGAUCAUUGAGGAGUUUGAGCCAGAUGUCUUCCGCCAGCUCAUCGAGUACAUCCACACGGGCUGUGUGACCCUGCAGCCGCGCACCCUGCUGGGUGUUAUGAAUGCUGCCGAUUACUAUGGCCUGGAGGAGCUGCGUCGCGCCUGCGCAGGAUUCGUGCAGUGCUGCAUCAACGUGGACACCGUUUGCGCCCUGCUGGCCUCCGCCGAGCGCUACAUCCAGUACAAAUGCACAAAGACCCUGGUGCAGAAGGUGCUCGAGUUUGUGGACGAGCACGGGACGGAGGUGCUCAAUCUGGGGAGCUUCACCCUUCUGCCGCAGCAUGUGGUGCGCCUGAUUCUGGCCAGGGAGGAGCUGCGGGCGGACGAGUUCACCAAGUUCCAGGCGGCGCUGAUGUGGAGCAAAAAGUAUUACGACAACAAUCCGAACAUUGACAUCAAGGAGAUUUUGGGCACCUUCCUGGAGUACAUACAGUUCCACAAGAUACCCGCGAAUGUGCUGAUGCGGGAGAUCCAUCCGCUGAGCCUGGUGCCCUACGCGAUCAUCAUGAAUGCCUUGGCCUACCAGGCAGACCCAGAAAGCAUCGACCCCGGAAAGCUGUCUCCCAACUCUAGCCGACACCGCCACCGCCACCACCACCAGUCCCUGCCGAAGAUCCGCAAGGCCAAGUCGCAGUCGUUCCGCUCGCGACGCAGCCCCUCCGAGCGGCGCAGCCCCAACCUCACCCUCAACACCACCUCGGCUGGGGCCAGCAGCGAAAAGAAGCGCAGUCCGCUGACGCCGAAGAGUCCGGUGCCAACGGAGCCGGAAUCCAAGAGCCCGGGCAGCGGCUCACAGAAGACGCCGACCACGCUCUCUCGCCAGGGCACACUCCGGGCCUCCAGCCGGCGGAAGAACAGCGGACAACUCUCCAUCUCGCUGGGCACCCAGGGCCGGCGUAGUCCGGUGGGCACAAGCGAUCGCAGUCCCCAGGGCAGGCGCAGUCCGCUCUUCCCCGGAAGCAGCAGCGGCCUGCGUUCGCCCAACGACCAGCCCAGUCCCACUGCCAGAAGCCCAACGGGAGAGCCCCGAAGGAGCAGUCCCACCUUCAGUGUGCACACCCAGGAGCGUCGCUCGCCCCUAGGGGCCACUGCACCCACGGAUUUUGGCUGCCAGACGGGUUUUCCGGGUUCCCGAAGGAGUCCCACCUCCACAGUUCACGUGCAGGACAUGGCCACGGAGCCGGAGGAGGCGGGCUUCGUGGGAAUGAAGCGACCCUCGAUCAGCCUCUUCACACCGAUCUACUUUGCCAGCGAGAAGCGGUCCCCCAUGGGCAUGGGACCCAUUCCGCCGAUCCACGUUUCCAAUCCAGCCGAGACCUACAAGAGUGCGGAACGCGAGAGGGAGGCGGCCGAGGCAGCUGCCCGGGAGUUGGAGCGGGAGAGGGAGAAGGAGGCCGCGCAGGCGCAGCCGCAGCAGCAGGAGAAGAAGAGCGUCAUGCGGGAGAUCCUGGCCUUUGUGCGAAAGCCCUCCAGGGUGAUGAGCACGCGCACGAACCGCUUCGCCAACGCCUUCACCCGGGCGGAGUCGGGAUCCUCCAGCGGGCCUCUGAUCCGGCAGAGCACCUUCUCGGCCAGCCCGGCCCCCUCAUCCACCGCCUCGAGGGGUGCCGUUCAGAAGCAGAUGUCGGAGGUGGGAUUCGAGCCGAAGAUGUCCCUCAAGUUUGCCCACUACACCAAGAUGAGUCUCAAGCUGCGCCGAUCCGCCAAGCGCGACGAGGAGGAGAAGCAGCAGAAGCAGCAAAGCUCGGCCUCGGGAUCCAAGCGGCCCAGCGCGGACUCCAAUGCGGGGAUCAUAGAGCAGGUAGGUGGCUCAGGAUCUGCAUCCGCAUCAGCAUCAGCAUCCGCAUCGGGCGAGGAGCUGCCAUUCGAGCUGGCCAACGUCCACUUCGAAAAGGUAGGUGAGUCCUAUAUCAAGCAUGAGCGACUCCGGGAGCUAGUCGAGCCGGACCAGGAGACGGACGCGAAGGGGGAAGCCGCAGCCGCAGCCGGAUCCGGUUCCGAGGUCGUGCCAGAUGUCGAGCCGGAGCAGACGGAUGCCGCCAUGGCCCAGUUCGUGGAAGAGGUCACCAACUCGCUCAAAGUGGUGGCCCUAAAUGGGGACGGAGGAGCCGCGGUGGUGCACCACUUCACGCGCCGCUCGGAGAGUCGGGAGCCCAUCGAGCCGCGGAUCAGCGAAGAGCACGAGUCGGACACCAACGACCUGAUUAUUCCGGAGGAGCUGCGUGCCGAGCUAGUAGAGAUCUUGAAGGCCUAUGCGCCAGAACCAGUUUAUGUUAAUCUGCAGGAGCUGCGGCGCGAAACGGAUGAGGUGGAGGCGGCCGCCCAGGCUGUGGCAGAAGCAGCGGCAGCAGUAGCAGCAGCAGCAGCAGCCGCAGCUGCAGCGGCAGCCUCUGCCCCGCCCGUGAAGCAGCCGCUGCAGUGUCCUACUAUUGAGUUUGAGCCGCCGUCGCGCCGAUCUUCCUUCGACCCGCCACGCUCGCCCUUCCUCGAACAGCUGCGCAGCCCCGGGGGGGACACGGACACGGAUCUGAUCAAUCUGCAGCGUCUGGACUCGGGCGGCGACAGCUUCGAGAUGGUCGAGGGUGACCGCAAGUCGAGCCGCGCCGAGUCCAGCUUCGACUGUCCGUACUCGUCGCGCGACACCAGCUUCGAUGUGUCCAUAUCGCGGUACCAGUCCACCAGCUACGAGGACCAGACCUCCAGCUUCGAGAUCGUGGACACGGACGAGCGCAACCGGCGUCCGGUGGACUUGCGCAAGAGCUCCAUCGAGCUGGUCGAUGCGGAGACAUUUCAGCGGUCAGGCUCCUCCUGCGGCAGGAAGUCCUCGCUGGAGACGCACUUCGACUACACGCCCUCAGAGACGAGUGGCGUCACGCCCGCCCGCUCGCCCAACUUCCCGCUGAUGACCAAGAAGCAAAAGGCCGAGACCUUCCGGCAGCUGCACAUCUCACCCUUCAGUGCCUUCUCGCGGGCACGCAGUCCGCUCUCGCAGCAGACCUCCUCGAACUACAGCUCGCGGGACAGCUACGACUCGAGUUCGUCGUAUCAGGGCGGACCCAGCCACGGCCAUGGCCACGGACCGUAUGCCGAUCCCAGCCGGAAGCACUUCCCGCUCACAAUCAAGCGCGAUCAGCGCGAGGAGGAGGUGAAGACCUUCCUCUGCACCGACCAGCGAUGUGCAUCCAUCUUCGAGCCGCGGCCCAGCUCUGUGCUCACCCAGCAGCUAUCCACGGGCUCAAUGUCCACCCCCUCGGGCUACACCAACGGCACGCCACGCAUUCCCAGCAGCACCGUUGGCACCGUGCCAUCCGCUGCUGCCCUGCCCCAGGGGCAGCUCCACAGCUGCGGUUUCUCCAGCGGCAGCGAGUUCGAGCCGCCAUCCCCACGACGGGCGGCCAGUGCCUCGCCGAAGCACACCUUCACGUUCCGCAUCGUGAUGAAGAAGGUGGACAGCUCGCCGGAGGCCCUGUGCCCGGAAAGGCAUCGAUCCCGCAUCAUAGAUCGCUACCGGCGACGCGACAGUCGACGCAAGCGCAUCCAUGAGGCGGGCAAGAGCUUUUAGGCGGCUUAUAUGGAAUGGUGGAAUAAUGUUUUGGUGUACUUUGUUCAGUUAACCACGGUGAACCUCAUGAGUAUUCAUUGCGGCAAUCUCUAUAUAUAUCUUCUUGGAUAUAAUAUGUUUUUGACAAUCUCAAUGUUUAAUCUCAAGCUCUAAAUCUAAAUCUAAAUCUAGAACUAUAACUAAAUCUAAAACUGAAACUGAAAAGCAUCGCAUCUCGAGCGUGUCUGUAGGAUUAAGUGGAAACCAAACUCAAACUUUAUAAAAUGGUUCUGGUUUUAGGCCGUUUCAAAGCUCUACCCAACCAGGCACUUCGGCCGAACCGAAGCCAGUUAUAUGUAUGUGUACACGCCUCCUCCAUUAUAGAAGAAGGGGAACACUCUAAACAAGGAGAGUCUACCCAGAUGGGGAUCCAGUUGAUCCAAAUGAGUCAAGAAAUAGUUGAAUAGAAAUUGUUAUUCUAAAUGAUCUACAAAUGUAUGUGAAACAAUAAUUCCUCCCACGAUUUACCUGAUUACUAUUUAAAACAAUAGAUCAAACAUUUAUUAUAUAGUAUUAUAUACAUUACAUACAUAUAUACAUAUAUAUACAUAUAUACACAUAUAGUACAUACAUGGAUGUACGUAUUUGGAUAGAGGGGUUCAAACUUUGAUGUUGUAAUUAUUGUGGAAAACCAAAUUAUACGAUAAGUAUUUGUGCAUUUUUACGUGGUUCCUGUUAUAUACGUAUAGCUGUAGGAUAUACCUGCAUAUACAAGUGUAGAUGUGUGCGAGUAUUACACAUUCUGUCUGUCUGUCUGAAUGGAUGGAUGGAUGGUACCUAUAAAAUAAUAUAACCCAUACAGAUUAUAUUCUUAAGAUCUAUGUAAACGCUAUAUUCUAAAUGUAACCCAACUGCGCGGCUAUUGCAAGUGGUGGCAUCAUUAUUAUUUACAUAGUUGGACAUUAUACGAUACGAGUUUAUAUAUACAUACAUACAUACAUACAUACAUGUAUUUAAAGCUGGAUUUGGGGCCGUACUUAAAUCUUAAAAAUACUUAGAGAAAAGCGAACGAAAGAGGAAACUCGCGUAUUAUAAAAGGAAUAUUAAAUGUUAAACUUUGAGCAAGAUUUUUGGACUCUGUGUUUGUUAGUUAAACGAAAACAAAACCCAAAACCCAAAACAAAAAUGAAUAUGAAUAUGACAAAUGAAAAUUGAGAAAAGGAAAUCCUACAUUUAAGCAAUCCAAGUAUCAUUAUUUACAAGAUAUUUAUUAUACAUAUAUUAACGGUUAAGCGAUGAUAUGGAUGUUGUGGGCUUUUUAGCAAGUCAAGUCGAUGUAGGAGGUGUAGCAGGUGAAGAAAGAUAUCAGCAUUUUACAGGUAAUUACGCACUAUGAGCAUUUACUUCUAACCACAACAUACUCAAACUCCAACUCGUACUCGUACUCGUGCUCGUAUUUGGUAAAUAAUCGUAAAUUUCGUAAAGUACUUGAAACUACACAGAGACAGCAAUCGAUCUCCAAGCUUAUUGUACACUCGAACUCGAAACUAACCUGAAUGGAAUGCCAGUAGAAUCGUUGCUAUUUUGAUUUGUAGUUGCUUGCUAUCGAAACUAAACUAAACUAAAUCGAUUCGAUUCGAUUCGAAAACAGAUCGCUUAAACAGUUCGUAGUGCUAACGAUGCGGAUAUCUGCGAUCGAUUUUCAGUUGUGUUCAGUGCCUCUGCAUGCUUGCGAGGAGGGGCAUUAGAGAGAGGGAGAGAUUCCAGAUUCCAGAGCACCCAACUACAAUUUCACAAUGCGACCUUCUUCUAUUUGCAGAGUGAUGGUUUUUUACAGUGCAGUGUUGCAGCGAUCGAUCAGAGGAGUAUCAGUC